Messenger RNA from Schistosoma turkestanicum, 211 nucleotides. The record is from the annotation of a GenBank genome assembly. NCBI's taxonomy places the organism in Eukaryota, Metazoa, Platyhelminthes, Trematoda, Strigeidida, Schistosomatidae.
UAAAAUUAUUAAUUGUUCCAUACCGAAAACAAUUGAUCAUCGUGCAAUGAAUCGACAUUUCCCGUUGACUACAUAUCAAAUGCAUGAAAAUAUUACAUUAGCAUUAAAUAGUGCAAGAGCUAUUGGUUGUAAUGUUGUAAAUAUUGGAGCUAGUGAUAUAUGCAAUGGUACUAAACAUUUAUUACUUGGUCUAUUAUGGCAAAUUAUUAAA